This is a messenger RNA of Eurytemora carolleeae, 4757 nucleotides long. RefSeq lists its product as uncharacterized. Gene Ontology annotation, biological process: regulation of DNA-templated transcription. NCBI's taxonomy places the organism in Eukaryota, Metazoa, Arthropoda, Copepoda, Calanoida, Temoridae. The transcript has 23 exons. Gene Ontology annotation, molecular function: zinc ion binding; sequence-specific DNA binding; DNA-binding transcription factor activity. The coding region runs from base 23 to 3592 and encodes 1189 amino acids. The record is from RefSeq and is a predicted model, not a curated record.
AAUGUAAAUUCAAAAAAUCAAAAUGUCUAGUCAAGCUCCAGCUCCGGGGAUCGGAGGAGAGCCUGAAGCUCCUGAGGGACCAGGGGGUAGUGGUCCAAGUGGUCCAGGGGGUAGUGGUCCAGGAGGAGGUGUUCUAAAUGGGUCGGGAGGUAGUGGACCAGGCGAAGCCAAGAUCAAGAAGAAGAGAGCCCCCGCCCCCCUGGUUCUCAGUUGUAGUGUUUGUGGUGCCCCUGCACCAGAACAUUUACAUUUCGGAGGACAUUGUUGCUACUCUUGUCGGGCAUUCUUCCGGCGCACAGCGCUUCGGCACAAAGAUCCAGAACUACUGAGGUGCAGGGCAGGGACUAAGGAUUGUUUGAUUGAUGAGCAGCACAAGGACUGCAUGUCCUGCAGGUUCAACAAGUGUCUCAGUGUUGGAAUGACCGUCAAGUUGAUGCAGGGAAAACGGAAACUAAAUAUUUUGGACUCGGAGGAUUCUAACUCUAGUAUUCAUGAACCUGAGGCUGAAGAGGCUAAAGGCGAUUUUGAUAUGGAGCUAUAUGAACCCGAAUCAAAACAUGAACCUCAUCUAACAGUUGAAGAAGUUCCUCCUUUCGAGAGUAAACCUGUCAAAGAGCCCCAGGAUCUCUACGAGACCCCAUCAUUUUCGUCAGCAGCUAAAUCUCUAUGUUCUGCACCUUGCAUUCCCGCAUUUCCAACUCAGUUUUUCCCGCCAAAUCCACCUAGGCUUGACCCGGCCUUGAAACCUAAUCCACCAAAUCGGGAACCAAAUUUUAAACUAAAUCCGCCAAUGCUCGAACCUAGCUAUAGCAAACCAUCCCUGCUAGAUCCGAGCUAUAAACUGAAUCCGCCCCGAUUAGAGCCAAAUAAUAAAUUAAACCAAAACCUGAUGGAUCCAAGUUACAAACUACAUAUCGUCGCUAAACCUUCCACCAACAUCAACUUCUCUGAGGCUAUGGACUCCUAUAACCAGACGAUUCCCAUGGAUCAACCAUCCAUGAGAUUUCAACACGCUCAACAAAGAUCGGACCAGAACUCUCAACAACGGAAUUGUAGUGUGUUUAACAAGCCCUAUACUAUUGUACGACCGAUGUGCCCUGAAGCUCAAUCUACUGGGGCUCCAAGGCAGGAACAGAGAGGAUCGGUCAUCUCCUUUGCCUCCUCACAAGCCGCCGACGCGAAGCGUAAAAAAUCCUCAGGUGCUGAAUACAUGUCGGAGAGCCGUAUCUCUGUGCUCAGAAAUCCUAAUCCUUCGCCAAUCUUAAGUAAUCUCACUAAAGACGGUGGUGCCAACACUCCUAAUGUCACAUCUGUCAUUCGAACCUUUGGAAAUACUAGUGGUGGGAGAAACUGUGUUGAAAGGCCCAGCGUAUCUGUUUCUGCGGAUAUGGAACUGACCGGCUCAGCUGAGAAACAAAUGAACUUCCUGAAAUGGAGUACAGAUGAACUGUUUGCCCUUCAACAACAAGCUGAACUUAACACUCAUCUGAACAUGCUGAAACGCGGAGUUGAUGGACAAAGUUUUCAAAAUUUUGACCCAACAUCUAGAUAUAGAUUCCACAGACCUGACACCAUUCUACCAAGGUCUGACUUGGGUAUGUUCUGUUUUCCACCCAAUCCACCAAAUAUCUAUCCUGAUCACCCCUAUACACACCUCUACCGAGCACAGCAGAUAUAUAGAGCUCAAGCUCAAUAUUUUGCUGAAAAUCGGUCUUUUGACACAACAGCGGGACAGGGUCAUCCCCUCGGUAACCUUCCUAAUCUUCCUUUUCCAGAGAAACACAACCGAUUGGCGUCUAAACGUGGUAAACUAGAACAGUUCAAAACGGUCCAAUCAAGUUGUAUGAAAUCUCCGCCAAAGAAUGUCCGAAUGGAACCUGUUGAUCAAAUAUUUGCCGAGAAUGGGGACAUUAAUUUCAGGCCUGGGUAUUUUAAUGAAAUUUCGGACCAUGCUCAAUUUCCUGACUAUCCUAAUGUGAACCAUGAGCUCAAUGCGGUGAAAGUUCCAACCUUGGCGGGUGCUUCUACCAACUAUGUUUCCUCCUCUUAUUAUGUUCCUAUCGAUGCUAGUGUCUCAUUUCAAUCUGGGUUGGACGUCGACAGUUUUCCUUCAGUGACCGGUAUUCAGAACCCUUCGAUGAUCCCACAAGUUCAAAAAGAUUCUCCACAAAGAGUUCGAGAAUAUCUUCAAAGUCUCAAUCAAAGUCCUAUUUCAGAAGAGGAAGAAGAAAAAGGAGAUUGGAAAGUAGAACAGAAAAUCAAGACUUAUUCAUUUACGCCAGAACUUGACACAACGCAAACUCUAAACAAUAUUGCUGAGACCAUCUUUGCAUCCGGUCAGAGUGUUCCACAGGUUGAUCAUGAGCUAUUGAACUCCGACCUAUUCCGAACUGCUGAGGAUUUGAUUAGUAAAUCUUUCUUCUCCCACUUCGUAGAUACUAUCGCUACAAGGUUACCUUUUAUUCCUGAUGAGGUUAAAAUAGAGCCUCCGUCGGAGGAAGAUGUCAAAGUUCGAGAGGAGCCUCCGAAAGAAUCUCCGGUAGAACCUGAACCUUCAUCCUCCAGUAGCAGUUCUUCCAUCUUUCAUCUCCAACCAAAUUUAAAGUUCACAGUGGAGGAGUUGAAGCUGUUGGACGAGAUGAAGGAGGUUCAUAACAAUGCUAUGAAUUGUGUUGUUAGAUUAGGAACUAAUAAGUUGAUGGUGGACACUAUGCUGGGGGUUCUCACCAGGAUGAACCUCUUUAAAACCUUGUCUGCAGGGAAAGGGCUGCAAACUUACAACUUUAUGAAAGUCUGUAAGGGACUGCCACACUUUAGAGAUCUUUCAAUUGGUGCUCAGCGUGCCCUUGUAGCUGAAAACAUGGGUAUUUGUUGGGAGCUACGAAAUGCCGCAUUUUUUUGGGGACAUAAUGCCCUCAAUCUUAUAGAACAGGAGGAGCAAACUGGCAUUAGUAUAAACAUGAAAACAUAUAUACUUCAAAUGAGACCUGAUGCUAUGUCUUUACCACCGAUGAACUACGAUUUCUAUUACAGUGUUCCCUGGAUGAAGGUUACUCAGGCCCAGCAGGAUCACAAGGAACUAACGAGAGAAAUUGGAAAAACUCUUGUAGGUAUGGAUGUUAGAUUGUUUCCUUUACUCUUCGCUAUUUCCUUCUUUAAUCUGGAGGAGGACAGUCCGGCAUACAAAACCUUUAGCGCAGCAGAUAUACAAAUCAUUAAGACGGUUCAGCAGCGUCUCCUUAUCAUCUAUAAACGGUUCAUCAAACAUCAGGCUGGAUGGAAGCGUGCCAGCCAUAUUCUUCUCACUCAAAUCUGCCUUCUUGUCAAGUUGAAGAAGUGUGUCUCCAUUUUUGUCCAGGAGAAGGAAAAAUCUGCCGCGCUAUUCGCGCAAAUGAUGAAACAUUCAGCUGACAGCGACCCCAAGCAAAACGUAGAAUCAGAGUCGGCCCAGGCUAGUGAUACGCAUAAGGAGGCUUCAUCAGUCAGGUCAAUUGAAGCCUCCAAUGAGUCAGCCUGUGGAUCUAGUACUGCUACUGAGGCCGGAUUGUCAGAAGUAACUAUGGAGGCCGUCGGUUCAAAAGAUUCUGCUUAAUGAAAAAUAAAGUGAUUGUCGUUGUAAUUUCAAGUGAUCUUUAAUCUUUAAUCUUUGAAGAGGCGUGCUCGUUUUACAACGCUACCCUGUAAGCUUUUUCUGAAUAAGAAUUGGAGAAAUGUCGUCGUAUUUCUAGAUUAAAAAGUGUUUAAUUCUUACAUUUUUUACUCCCGUAAUGUUUGUUGACAAAGGAACCAAAAUUGAAGAGAAAAAAACUUUAAAGGGAAUAUGGUCGAUAUUUCAUGCAUUCUUACUAAAGCAAAGCUUUUAAAUGUGCCGUUUUAAAUCGUACAUGCCACUCUAUAAAUGUAGACUCACUUUGAAUAACGUCUAUAGUCUCUUUAAUGAUAAAUUAUUAGACUACUAAAGGUUGUGGCUGUAUAUUUAAUAUUCCUUUCAAAGCUUUUAUUCGAAAAGAAUCUCCUAAAAGGUGAAGUUUUUACUUAACUGUUGUUCCAAAGAUUGUAUUUGUUCUGAAUAAGAUCAAAGUAAUAUUAUCUUAAAUGUUAUAUUUCUGGUGCUUUUUCCAGCUUUUGUUAUUCUUCUAAUCAUGUUUAAAAUAAUCUAAUUGUCAGCGUUUUCUAUAAAUUUUAUGUCAUCAUGUUCCCCAUAUUCUUACCGUUAAAACUGAAGAAUCAAAUUAUUCUAGAAUCAAAUGUUAAUUAUAGCAUUUUUGUAUUUUUCAGAAGUUUAUCUACUUCUGUGAUUUAAGGUUGGGCAUUAUUUUCUCUUAUUAGAACAGUAUAUUUUAGCUUUCUGUAAAAGAAUAUCGAAAAAUCAUAAAAAUUAAAUUAAAAAUGUUUCAAAUCGAACUGGUUCUGAUGCCCGCCUUAUUGCUUAUAAAGAGCUGAUUCCACAUUUCCUGACAAUGUGCGAUGAACUCUGAGGCGCAUGUGCUUUGACGUUUAACGGUUAAUGUGAAGCAUUUGGUUCAUUAUAAAAAAUGUAUUCGUUUUCACAUUUUACAUGUUUUUAAAACAUUGUUUACCUUCGUCCUGUGUGAUCAUAUUGUGAUUCAAAUGGUCUGGAAUUCUAAAGAUCUCUUUAAAUAUCAGUUUUUUGUAAUUUGUUACAUAUUUAAUGUACUCUAAGAGCUACACCACCAGUGUUAUAAUUACAUAUCAGUGUUGUCAUGUUGUGCAAUAAAUUUUAUUUUAUUUUUUCA